Messenger RNA from Asterias rubens (European starfish), 3613 nucleotides. RefSeq lists its product as uncharacterized. The record is from RefSeq and is a predicted model, not a curated record. Gene Ontology annotation, cellular component: transcription factor TFIIIB complex. Gene Ontology annotation, biological process: RNA polymerase III preinitiation complex assembly. Gene Ontology annotation, molecular function: TFIIIC-class transcription factor complex binding. NCBI's taxonomy places the organism in Eukaryota, Metazoa, Echinodermata, Asteroidea, Forcipulatida, Asteriidae. The coding region runs from base 181 to 3486 and encodes 1101 amino acids. The transcript is spliced from 11 exons.
CUGCUGCAGCUACUUACAAUGACUUAUCACGAAAGCAGUGAACAGACUUUUUGUGGACGUUAAUAUAUGAUUGUAAAGUGUAUGCAUAACACAGUGUAAGAAGCAAAAGAUCGACAACUUGACGCUGAUGGCUGAAGUAGGGACCUCUGUACUGGAAGACACUUCUGUAAUCAAGCCAUCAUGAGACGAGCAAAGAUCCGCCCCAGUAUUAAUCUCUCGGCAUCCCGUCGGAACAUCCCAACACCGCCCUCCCAGGACAAGGAGUUAAGCAGCUCCAAGCAAGACUUGCCCGCCCCCAAGACAGGACUGAGAUCAGCGACGAGGCCUUCAGUUGCAGAGCCAACAUUGGCUGCGGGGAAGAAAGAUAUCACCUCGGCACAACAGACGCAGCCGAGUCCACAGCAGAACAAAGUAGAAGCUCCUGGUGAACCUCCAAAACCAACACCACCAUCACAGGACCCGUUGAGUUCUUUACAAACCCCUGACUCAAUAUCCCCAGUCAAGGAGACGCCAAGCUCUCCAACAAAACCGACCCCUGAUGAGUCUCCGUCAAAAGCAAGUGCUGUACGCCGUAAGCGUAUCACCGCCGUUCCCAACCUGGGACAGCCGAGGUUGCGUUCCACCCCAAGCCAGCUGCCAGUGAAGGUCACUUCCAAACCUCAAUUCACUGCGGUUGAGAAAGAGAAUGAGGUCGGAAAGAAAGCCCGAGGAGGUGGCGGAGUAAGAGGAAGGAAAGAGCCUGGAGAUGGAGUUAUGAGACCGCCGCAGCCUCCACCAAUACAACGAGUGCCAGGGAUCAGUUCAACUGUGACAUCCGCGAGUAGUCCAUCUCCAGCCAAAGAGCACACCACCACUGCCCCAUCACCAAAGGAGACUUCCCAUGUACAUGUACCACAAACCACUAAAACCCCAUCUCAGAUCAACCCUGUGCCAGUCACCCUGAGCACACCCGUCAGACCCGCUCUUGCUCGGUCCGAGAGCAUCAGCGAGAAAACACCAAGUGGCUCUGAGAAUAUCUACCAAAAGAAACUGCGUGAGCUUAAGGACAAAAUGGUCUCGGAGACUCCAGCUAAGCGCAGACGAAACUACGUCAAGAAGAAGACACAACCACCAGAGAGAAGUAAGAUGACGAUGAGUGACCUCAUCUAUUUCAACCCAAAGACCAGCCCAAUGAAGAACACAUUGGGAAACAGAGAGAAGAGAUUUCCUCGAACCAUCAUGACGGAGCACGCGGUCAGCGCAAAUAACUCUGUAAACAGUAGUGCUCAUAACUCGGACAAUGAAGCGGAGGAAGAGGAAAAAGAGGAGGAUGUUGACCCCUUUGCACCCCAGGUCAAGAUUGGGCCUGACGGCUCCAUCAUAUUGGACAGCACAAGUCUUGUGAAGGAUGCAUCACCAGCUAAGACCCUUCAUUUAGAGAACAGCGAAGCUGUGCAGGAGGAGUCUUCUCACACGACGUAUGCCAGCUUCGGAAAGAGAACUUACACCACCGCAUGGAGUGUAAAGGACACUGCAAAGUUCUACAUGGCUCUGAGCGCCGUCGGAACUGACUUCACUAUGAUCAACGCUAUGUUCCCCAAAAGAACCAGACAACAAAUCAAGAACAAGUUUAAGCGGGAGGAGAGACUCAACAGAAUUGCUUUGGACAAGGCUAUAAAAGACAGGAAACACUUUGACAUGUCUCUGUUCAAUAAGGAGCCCAGUUCAGACUCGGAGACAGAGAAUCGUGUCACAAAGAAGAUGAAGGGAGCCAAAGGGAAAGGGAGAGGACAGAGCAGGAGCAAAGGGAUGAUCAGGAAGAAGGUGGAGGACAGAGAUUGUGACGUCGGUAACGAUUCUGAUGUGGAAUCCGUUGAGAUGGAGGAAGCUACUAUGAGAGACGAAACUCUCGAUGGAGGAACGGAGACGACCAUAGAAACCGUGGCCAGACUGAGCGAAGCCAGCGACGAGGAGAUCAACAUGGAAACCAUACUCAGCCAACCGACUCGUUCAGGACGGCAGCCUAAAUUCAAAAGCUCCUACACUGUUGAGGAACCGCCCAAGAGGACCAGGGGUCCUUAUCAGAAGAAAAAGGGUCUGGCAACCGAAGAGGACUAUGCCUUGAAGCGCAUGGAGAGACUGAGUCAGGAACGGGUUAAGGCUCUCGCUCAGAAGCAGGAAGCCACCAAAGGGUUUGCUGCGUAUCAAUCGGAAUGUCCGACCCUACAACACCCUCCGGAUGCUUUUACAAGGCAGACAUCGCUCGGGGGAGCAAAACAGAGUAAUGGCUCACCGCAUGGGGGGCAUGGUAGGGUUGCCUCACCGAGUAGCAGGGGCACCAGUACCAUUACCACCCCUAUGGGGAGGUUUAUCGUCAGUGUACCCCAGCACCAACGACAUGAGGGUGAGUCCAUCAGCCAUGCUGGUCCAGCAUCACCUAAGGCACAACUUGCUGGUGGAGGGGUAACUAAACCCAUCCGCAGCCAUAUUUUUGUUAUUUCGUCCCCAGAUGGAACUCAGAACAUAAUCCAAGUACCAGUUCAAACAGAAACCCCCUCCUCACCGGGUGGGGACCGGGCUCAAAACCCUCCAGCUACCAUCGCCCCACCUAGACCGAGACCCCCAAAUCCUAUGACCACACCUGGGAUAAUGCUGAAAAACCUGGCGGUAGCGCCGCAACAAAAUCAGGGAACUGUGAUCCGUCGGCUUGCGGUGACGCUGCCUCAGACUGUUACACAGCCAACCAGGGAUCAAUUGGGAAUUGUUCGAUUCACUAAUCCAAUGAGCACGCCACAUUUAUUAAUAUCCCACGGACAGAAGGUGCCAGUGGUACAGUCCGGCCGUCAAUCAUCGACCAGGAAAAGAUAUCCGGAGCCAAUCACAGUGCAGACGGGCUCAAACAAAACCAUAGUCAUGUCUCCUCUUGCAGCUGCUCAGACUUCGCACUUGCCACUCAGUGUUGCAGUACACCAGCAUCAAAUGUUGGAACCGGUGUCAGUGGCGACUACGAGUCAUAAUAGUAUCAUUCAACAAUGUCCGACAGUUGAAAGUUCAAAGUCACCUACUCAAGUUUCGGAGACUCACAAUGAAGCUCAUUUACAGGAUGGCCAUAACCAGUCGAACAAUGGACUGUCGACCACUCUGGUCCCUGAUAUCGGACAGAAUGUCGGGCACAUAAGCAGCGACACAAACCAUGAUUGGGUACUGCGUGAUGUAUCCGUUGGGCACAAGGUUGAUAUAUCCACAACGGACUCUGUUGAGAUGGAGAUCGAAACGGAGGAGGCUUUUGUCCCUGCCUUUUCCAAUCAGAGGCAUUCUCCCCUUCACAGGAGUGGAACGAGCCAGGUCACUGGGGACCAUGCUACUGAGGAGCACUUGUCUGCCCAGGAUAUUUUGGAACAAAUGACUUUUGAGGAGGGGGUUGGAGGGCAUGUAGGGGCUAAUAUGGAGAUUGCCAUCAAUGAGGAAAUUAUCACCCAAAUAGCAUCAGAAACGACAGUGGAAUAGACUUAAUUAUGGUUCCUUAAAGCGCUCACAUCAGUCACUCACAGUGAUGCUCCAAGGCGCUUCAACAUUCAGUAUUUUUUAGCAAGGUAUUGUGGAGCUAUGUUUAUGAAGUUUAAGACCUAUUCCU